Messenger RNA from Chelonoidis abingdonii (Abingdon island giant tortoise), 1862 nucleotides. Its product is annotated as major histocompatibility complex class I-related gene protein-like. NCBI's taxonomy places the organism in Eukaryota, Metazoa, Chordata, Testudines, Testudinidae. Gene Ontology annotation, cellular component: external side of plasma membrane. Gene Ontology annotation, biological process: immune response. The record is from RefSeq and is a predicted model, not a curated record.
CGAGCAGCUGGCACAGCUCCAGCAGCCUGAACAGCGUGACAUUCCAGCCUUCUACACUUAGCCACACCACCCACAAGUCUUUUGUCUCUGGAUAUUCCCUACCCAUUUCAACUGCUGUGGGUUAGCUCACCUGACCACUCUGCUGCUGUGCUCACAGAAAACCUCCCCAUAAAGUAAACAUGUUAUAAUAGAGACAACUAGGAACAAACAGCAGGAGUUAUUCAAGCUUUAUGGUCUUGUUGGAGAGUGAGGCUUCCUGUGACGCAGCAAGAAGUACAGGUUGAUUUGUCUGUCUUGAAGUUUGCUCGGCCUGUGGGGCUGGAUUUCCUCUCUUGUGUUUCCUGUCAGAGCAGCAGAAAGCUCAGCAUAGGGAGGGACAGCCGUGCCCUCUCCUAUUCUCUGGGUCCUGGCCCCAGACACCACCCUGUACAGCUGGAGUCCUACCCCCUCCACGGUGAUGGCUCCUUGGACCAAGCCCACCUUGGUCUCCUUCUGGCUCCUGUCUCUCUGCUCCAUCACCCUGGCUGGGGUUCACCAUAUGUCCUAUCUCCAGCUCAUCUCCCCGCAGGCAGCCUCUGGUCUGCCCAAGCGACUGCAAGUGAUGAGGGUGAAUGACCUGGUGCUCUCAGUCUAUGACAGCAACACACGCAGGCAAGCUCCCCGCAAUGGGUACAUCCCAGGGAACCAGGAAAGCCAGCAGUUCUGGAAUGCACGCACGGCUGGGUGCCUGGCUUGGGACUCCUGGGUGGAGACCGAGUACCAGGGCCUGGUGCGGGAGAUGAACGCCAGCUCCCCAAAGGCGGAGCCCUACUACAUGCAAAUCCUAAAGACCUGUGAGCUGGACGAUGCCACUGGUGCUGUCCGAGCUGUCACCAGAUAUUCCCUCAAUGGGGAGGACCUGCUGCAGCAUCAGACUGAUCAGAACCGCUGGUUCUCAGUGCACCCAGCAGCCUGGCGAGUGGCAGAGCGCUGGAACCGCGGAGGGGAGACUUCUGCUAUGCUGAACCACCUCCCACUGCAGCAAUGCAGAUUCUGGAUGGAGAGGUCUGUGCCGUUCACCACUCAGAAGACAGCCCAGCCCUCAGUGCAUGUGGUCUUCGUCCCAGAGACCCAGGACCGGCAGCAGCGCCUCAUCUGCCACGUGACGGGGUUCUAUCCCCGUGAUAUCGAGGUGACCUGGGAGCGGGGGGGCCAGGUGGCCCUGGGGGAGCAGCUGACCAGCGGGAUCCGACCAAAUGGGGACCCCACUUUCCAGAUCCAGGUGUCCAUCGAGCUGGGGCAGGAGGGGGUCAGCCCCGCAGAGCAUGUGUGUGUAGUGAGACACAGCAGCCUGGGGGAUGCCCCUCUGAGGAUGACCUGGGAUUCCCAGGCCACAGGCCAACCUGGUAUCCUGGUGAUUGUUUCUGUCUGCAUCCUUGCGCUGCUGGGAAUUGGGGCCCUGGGCUGGUACCUGAGGAGGAAGCCAGGGGCCCAGAAGGGGCCGUAUCACCCAGCACAGACACAGCCAGAGACUGUCGACUCUGCUCCAGCCACUGCUAAGCCAGCAGGAGGUUCCUCAUCCACAGCACUUUCUCUCCCAGAUGUCACUGAGUGACCAGACACAGAGCCGGCUGCGCAAUGGCCAUCACCGCAGACUGGAGCCACAUGGUCCAUCCCUGGCAAAGGGGAGGUGCAGUGGGUGGGGGGUAACGAAUAAGACCAAAAUCCCUGAAGUACAGGGUGGGAAGCGUGAUGUUGCACUACAUAUGUUUUAUGGAAAUAUGCUUCUGAAUGUGAAUAUGAUGUAAAUGGAAUAUGCUUUAUGCAAAUGGUACCUUGUAUCGUGUCCUUAGGAAGCUUGUAAUCUACUAAAUGUGUUCAUC